This is a messenger RNA of Telopea speciosissima, 1639 nucleotides long. Its product is annotated as BRAP2 RING ZnF UBP domain-containing protein 1. The transcript is spliced from 11 exons. Bases 82 to 1539 code for a protein of 485 amino acids. The record is from RefSeq and is a predicted model, not a curated record. NCBI's taxonomy places the organism in Eukaryota, Viridiplantae, Streptophyta, Magnoliopsida, Proteales, Proteaceae. Gene Ontology annotation, biological process: Ras protein signal transduction; protein ubiquitination. Gene Ontology annotation, cellular component: cytoplasm. Gene Ontology annotation, molecular function: ubiquitin protein ligase activity; zinc ion binding.
AAGAAGCAUCAGAGUCUUUUGAGGCUCUGCAGAUUUCCAUCUUCACACACUCUUCUGUUGAGUCUUUCGCAACAGUCUCACAUGUUCAGCCUUCAAAUCCAUUCGGUGGACACCAACCACCCCAUCACCACCAGAUCCGCUGGAGAAGACAGCGGAGCCGCCACCCCCACCAACCCUAACAUCCAAGAACGAAGAGGCAUCGUCCAUCUCUUCCGCAGCGUUUCCCACCAUAAUCCCACCUCCCUCUCCACAAACCGAACUAAUCUUGAAGAGGAUUCCACUCUUCUCUUCGUCGUCGCUGUCCCUAACCACCUCUCCCCCGAAGAUCUCAUAUUCUUCUGCGCUUCCUACAUCGAUCACUUCUCCGAGGUUCUCAUCAUCAGGAAUGACGGAAUGGAGGAUCGAUACAGCGCGUUGAUUAAGCUUGUUGACCAGCAGAAAGCAGAGAAGUUUUAUCGGAGCUUCAACGGGAGGCGGUUCUCGUCCACUGAGGCUGAGGUUUGCCAUGUCUUAUAUGUGACUUCCGUAGAAUAUACGGAAUCCGCGGACAUUGCUAGUACUCCGCCUCUAGGUUUUACUGAAUUACCUACAUGUCCUGUUUGCCUUGAAAGGCUGGAUCAAGAUACCAGUGGUAUCUUGACGACACCUUGCGACCACUCAUUCCGAUGUUCAUGCAUCUCAAAAUGGGCCGACUCAUCUUGCCUGGUCUGCCGAUUUUGUCAACAGCAGGCUCAGAAAGCAACAUGUUCUGUUUGUGGAACAUCAGAGGAUCUCUGGAUUUGUGUGAUCUGUGGGUUUGUGGGAUGUGGAAGGUAUAAAGAAGGUCAUGCUAUCAGGCACUGGAAAGAAACCCAACACUGCUAUUCCCUUGAUUUAGAAACGCAACGUGUUUGGGAUUAUGUCGGCGACAAUUAUGUUCACCGACUAAAUCAUUCAAAAACUGAUGGAAAGCUGGUAGAGUUGAACUCCUGUUGUAGAUUGACGGAUGGUGAUUGUGGGAACUGUGACUGCUCUGAGGAUUCUGGAAUUAGCAGUGCGCUCGUUAGCAGUAAAGUUGAAGUGAUUGUUGAUGAGUACAAUCGCUUACUCACAAGCCAGCUUGAGACUCAAAGAGAAUAUUAUGAAACUCUACUUGUAGAGGCCAGAGGCAAAAAAGAGAAGUCCAUUUCUGAAGCAGUGGAGAAGGCUUUGAGUUCAAAGUUGCAGGAUAUCCAACUGAAAUAUGAUAAAUAUGUUGAGGAAAAAAGAGUUGCUGCUGAUAAGAACGAAAAUCUUAUGAAGAACCAGAAACUCUUGCAGAAAAAGGUUAAGGAGGCUGAAGAGAGGGAAAUCUCGUCAUUAAAGCUGAAGGAUGAGAAUUUAGUGGAUCUGGAAGAACAGAUUAGAGAUCUUAGGGUCUACAUUGAGGCACAGAGAGCUCUUGAUAACAUGACUGGUUCAGAUGACAUUAAAGGGGGAACAAUCCUUCCUGUGCCAUUGCAACAAUCCACAUCAGGAAGCACCAAAAGGUCCUCUAAGGUGAACAGAAGGCGCAAUUAACAGUUCUCAAUUAUUUGAUAACUUAACAUUGUAUAAAUGAUGAACUUCGUGCGCCAACUGUAAUUGGUGAUCAAAUUUCAAUUGAGAAAAUUAUUAAGAA